Molecule: messenger RNA, 2609 nt
Organism: Leptinotarsa decemlineata (Colorado potato beetle)
Lineage: Eukaryota; Metazoa; Arthropoda; Insecta; Coleoptera; Chrysomelidae
Gene: eag
Product: potassium voltage-gated channel protein ether a go-go
Biological process (GO): potassium ion transmembrane transport; regulation of membrane potential
Cellular component (GO): voltage-gated potassium channel complex; plasma membrane
Molecular function (GO): voltage-gated potassium channel activity
Source: RefSeq, a predicted model, not a curated record
GUUUAUCGAAAUUCGCCAAGCUCGCACGUUCUGUGACGAGGAGCCGAUCUGUACUAGUUUCGCAGUUUUCAUCACAUUUACCAAACCUGAAGGAUACAACAAAGCAAUCACAUCUGGCACAAAUGAUGAGUUUGAAUGCGGACAUAAUGCCUCAGUACCGACAGGAAGCCCCCAAGACCCCUCCACACAUUUUACUUCACUACUGCGCCUUCAAAGCUAUAUGGGAUUGGAUUAUACUAUGUUUAACUUUUUAUACAGCCAUCAUGGUUCCUUACAACGUAGCCUUUAAAAAUAAGACAUCGGAAGAUGUGUCUCUGUUAGUUGUGGACUCAAUCGUUGAUGUGAUAUUCUUUAUUGAUAUAGUUUUGAACUUCCACACGACUUUUGUUGGGCCAGGCGGGGAGGUUGUUUCCGACCCUAAAGUUAUAAGGAUGAAUUAUUUGAAGAGUUGGUUCAUCAUUGAUUUGUUAAGCUGUUUGCCGUACGAUGUCUUCAACGCUUUCGACCACGAUGAAGAUGGCAUAGGAAGCUUGUUCAGUGCUUUAAAGGUUGUUCGAUUAUUGCGGUUAGGCAGAGUGGUGAGAAAAUUAGAUCGUUAUCUGGAAUAUGGUGCAGCGAUGCUCAUACUCUUGUUAUGCUUUUACAUGCUGGUGGCUCACUGGUUAGCCUGUGUGUGGUAUUCAAUUGGCCGUUCGGAUGCCGAUAACGGCGUCCAAUAUAGUUGGCUCUGGAAGUUGGCCAACAUUACUCAAAACCCAUAUUCCUACGUGUGGCCCAACGAUUCCAGUACACCUGAACUCAUAAAUGGACCCUCGAGAAAAACAAUGUAUGUUACGGCCUUGUAUUUUACGAUGACAUGUAUGACAUCAGUUGGUUUCGGAAAUGUGGCGGCGGAAACUGACAACGAGAGGAUAUUCACAAUAUGUAUGAUGAUUAUUGCUGCUCUACUGUAUGCAACGAUAUUCGGCCACGUAACAACUAUUAUUCAACAGAUGACUUCAGCAACUGCCAAAUAUCACGACAUGCUGAAUAACGUUAGGGAGUUCAUGAAGUUGCACGAAGUCCCAAAAGCUCUCUCGGAACGGGUAAUGGAUUACGUAGUGUCAACAUGGGCUAUGACGAAGGGACUGGAUCAGGACAAGGUUCUGAACUUUUGUCCCAAGGACAUGAAGGCAGAUAUAUGCGUUCAUCUGAAUAGGAAAGUGUUCAACGAACAUCCGGCUUUCCGGCUAGCAUCCGACGGCUGCUUGAGAGCUCUCGCUAUGCACUUCACCAUGUCGCAUUCAGCCCCUGGCGACCUGCUAUAUCACACGGGAGAGUCGAUUGACUCUUUAUGCUUCAUUGUUACUGGGUCUUUGGAAGUGAUACAGGACGAUGAAGUCGUCGCUAUUUUGGGUAAAGGUGAUGUCUUUGGUGAUUCAUUCUGGAAAGAUAAUGCGGUAGGCCAGUCCGCUGCUAAUGUGCGUGCUUUAACUUACUGUGAUUUACAUACAAUUAAAAGAGACAAACUUCUAGAAGUAUUAGAUUUUUAUCAAGCUUUCGCUAAUAGUUUCGCGAGAAAUUUAAUUUUAACGUAUAAUUUAAGGCAUCGUUUAAUAUUUAGAAAAGUUGCCGAUGUUAAGAGAGAAAAAGAGUUGGCAGAACGAAGAAAAAACGAGCCACAGUUAGAUCAAAAUCAAGAUCAUUUAGUUCGAAAAAUCUUCUCAAAAUUUCGUCGUGAUCGGAGUCAGCACGUUGUCAAUACACCGAUUGUGACACCAUCUGAUGUAGAAAAGGGGGAUGAAAUCAACGAUAAAACCACGAGGGUGAUGUCGACAACUAAAUUGUCUGCCGUAACUGAGAGAGAUGACAGUAAUGGGGGAGGAGUUAAAACUACUGUAGCACGGCCAGUUACAGUACGAGGAAGUAAAUGGGGAAGAUUGUUGGGGUCAGCCAGUUUAGACUCCAGCUCAGAAACGUCUACAGCACCGCAAGGUUUCACUAGAAGUUUAAGUGCAAAGGAUCCGAAAGACAGGCCGAGCUCAUCAUCGUCAGGUGGAUCGGCAAGUCAACCACCAGGAUCUGGUAACAAAAUUUUUCCAAAGUUACAGAAAGUUUCGUCCACCUCAAGUCCUGGAAUUACUAGACAAGAUACGAUAGAUGAGAUGGUAGAAGUAGAACAGCCCCAUUCCAGAAAUUUAUCUCUGAGAAAGAUGCAGAGCUAUGACUGCGGAUUGAGAGAUCCAUCAACUGCUUCAAUGUAUCAAACAUCCGUCCCUGAAAUAAUUGCUCCUUCGGAGUACAAAGAACUUAUGACCAAUCUCAUGGAUUUCAAGGUAGAUGUGAAGUUGGAGAUACAAAGGAUGAACCAGAAAGUCAAUCGCAUUGAAGAAAUGAUGUCAGAAGUGUUGAAAAGGCUUAGUCCAAACAGCGGUUCGGGUUCUCAAUCUCCAAACGAAACAGAGUCAAAACCAAAGUCUUCCAACAACACACAUCCAGAAAGACCUACUGAUUUACUCCAGAGGUCGGAAGGAACAGGAUUAGGACCUAUUAUACUGAAGAAAAGAAGAUCGAAAACUCGACUGAAAGGAUCAGCACCCCAGUCAAAGACUGUAAAUCCAGUUGGGUGA